Suillus fuscotomentosus is the source of this 1392-nucleotide messenger RNA. RefSeq lists its product as uncharacterized. Bases 209 to 1252 code for a protein of 347 amino acids. Lineage: Eukaryota; Fungi; Basidiomycota; Agaricomycetes; Boletales; Suillaceae. The record is from RefSeq and is a predicted model, not a curated record. The transcript is spliced from 4 exons.
CUUUCCAGUGCACCUCUGAUCAAUUCUACUUUAACGUUGUCACCAUCGGUCUCGACAGCGAGCUCGACAUUUCUUAACUGUUUGUUUAUUUUACUUUAAAACUGAUCUCAUGCUUUCAUAACUUUGAAAUCGUGUUCGAUUGCUGUCAUCUGGAGUAAUCCAACAUUCAUCGAUAAACCCACAAAACAGAUAUUUGUUAAGUUGCAGCAUGGAUGAAGAUGACGAAGACUCUCUCUUUGGCUCGCCGCCCCCAUCUCCAGUUAGAGGUAGGUCACCGGCAUUUCCUGCUCAAGCAGCCCAAGAAAGGGGCACAGGCAUAACACAAAAUGUGGGGGCCAUUGCACUUCCUGGUUCCCAUAUGUCAUGUUCUGAACUACCAGCCGACCUACUAGCCUUGCCGUUCGGCGGCUUUAGCACUCGCGAGCCUCCAUCGCAUGCGGUGCUAGUGCAAAACACCUUACAAGCGCACCUGACGCAAUCGCCUCGUGUUGCCUCAUCGGUACCUUUUUCGACAUCUCGCCCCUCUUCUAGGGCCAUGGGAAAACGGAAAACGACAAAAUCGCAAGCAGCAACGCCCCGUCCUGCACCCCCGCCUAUACCGUUACCUGGCCCAAAUGAACCACUACCUUCUAAUUUCUUGCGAAACCAGGAAGCGUUAUUAGGCAUAGCUGGCCUCGUCGGAAACGUGAAACCCAUCAGCCUUCCACAACAAACAGUCCGCGGGUCUACGCCUUCUAACCCUAUCAUUAUUGAGGAAUCUGAUCCAACACGCCUGCCUCAUGUCGAUCCUAAUCAGUUCACUUCAGUCAAUGGAGAAGAUGCUAUCACCUCCCUCAUCAGACAGAAAAAUAUAUAUCCCGUAUUAUCGAGCAUCGUGAAACUCCUGGGCAACUCUCCAGCUGCAUCCACACAACCACCAUCUACUUAUGAUCGUGCAUCUUCGCGCCCAUGCAGUGAGCCAGCAACGACUGCUCCACCCCCACUGAAGCGUCGCAAACUCACAAGCGUCCCUGCUGGUGCAGUGGAGUGGGACGUGCCCUACCCAUUUCCUGAAGGUGAGGGCCCUGAGGCAUAUCACGCUACAUGGGAGCGGGAGCGUGUGAGGCAUUUAAUUUCACAACUUGUGGAGUCGAUCAAGGCUGCUUCUGAGCCAUCUCCGCUUGAUGUCGAUCAGGCGCACAUUGUCACCAUCUCUUGUAUCACCUACAAUUACCAAUACCUUUCAGCAUAUAAUUCCCGACAGCACCAUUGAUCCUGCACUUCUUGCUAUUUCCGUUCCACCAUCAGUCACAUACAAUGCAUCUUCUCCGGUUCCAGCACUCGUUCAUUCUCCAAUCACAUCCACUGAUUCGUCUGAUGGGGCUCUCACCCCACCUGCAUAUAAUGACCAAG